Molecule: messenger RNA, 2411 nt
Organism: Amblyraja radiata (thorny skate)
Lineage: Eukaryota; Metazoa; Chordata; Chondrichthyes; Rajiformes; Rajidae
Gene: slc25a33
Product: solute carrier family 25 member 33
Exons: 6
Coding region: 1-957 (318 amino acids)
Biological process (GO): pyrimidine nucleotide import into mitochondrion
Cellular component (GO): mitochondrion
Molecular function (GO): pyrimidine nucleotide transmembrane transporter activity
Source: RefSeq, a predicted model, not a curated record
AUGCACAAGAGCAGUAAAUUAAAUUAUUUUUUGAUUCUUUGCACUAUUCACAGGUGUGGAGGAACAGUGGGGGCAAUUGUCACUUGCCCAUUGGAAGUGAUCAAGACUAGGCUCCAGUCCUCGGGCUUAACACUUCGGUCAGUCUACAUUCCACAAGUCAACCUUAAUACAAUCAACGGACCAGGAGUGGUUCGGCCAGCACGUGUAGUACCAGGACUUUUCCAAGUUCUAAAAUCUAUUCUAGAAAAAGAGGGACCAAGGUCACUUUUCAGAGGACUGGGACCUAACCUGAUUGGCGUAAUUCCAUCCAGAGCAAUCUACUUUGCUGCCUACUCCAAAGCCAAGGAGAAAUGUAAUGCAGUCUUUGUACCACACUCUAAUGUUGUCAACAUGUGUUCUGCUGGCUUCGCAAGCUUUAUUACAAAUACAAUGAUGAAUCCUAUUUGGUUGGUCAAAACAAGAAUGCAACUGGAAGGCAGGAAACGAGGUGAGAAAGCAACAAAUGCUUUCCAAUGUGCAAGGCAUGUCUAUCAGACGGACGGAUUCAAAGGAUUUUACAGAGGUUUGACUGCUUCAUAUGCUGGGAUCUCGGAGACUGUGAUUCAUUUUGUUAUUUAUGAAGCUUUGAAGAAACAUUUGGAGGAAUGGAGGUUCACCGUGCGGGAGAACGACAAGAAUGUUUCAGACUUCCUAGGAUUGAUGAUUGCUGCUGGAAUUUCAAAGACAUGUGCAUCUUGUACUGCUUACCCUCAUGAAGUAAUAAGGACAAGGUUACGGGAGGAAGGCACGAAGUACAAGGCUUUUUUGCAAACUGCACGUUUGGUGGCUAUAGAGGAAGGCUAUAGUGCCUUCUACAGAGGACUGCAAGCCCAGCUAAUUCGCCAGAUUCCAAACACUGCCAUAAUGAUGACCACAUACGAACUGAUUGUACAUGUCUUGGGAUCGUGUCAGAAAUAAACAGACACUCAACAAUUGAUGGAUUCUGUUUAGUUGCAGUGCAAUGUCAUUAUAAUGACCCACAAAACUAGUGGGGGGGGGGGAAUGUAAGACGUCACUGACCAGAUUAGAUACUGUUCAUGCAAAGCACAAGGCUGAGAUUCUCCUCCUGGAUCCGAGCUGGGGUGUGGUUCAGAUGCCAUUCCUGACGUUGACUUCCUUGGUUAACCACAGAUAAUGUAACCAGGGCACCUGCUGUGCAAAGUGUACAUGUAAUUUAUAGGUGCCAGGACAUCUCCAGACUGCAUCUUCUGUCAUCUGUUAUUAUUCACUUCAUGUUUGAAUGUUAAAAUUAGCCACUUGGGCAAUUUACCAGAUGAUUGUAUUUGACUGGUUAAAACAGCAAGGUUCAUUUCUGACAGAAAAUGUACAGAAACAUUGUCAGACCGAUUUUUGUUUUUCUCUCUGAAAAUAAUCUGUGCAGUGAUAGCUUAUGCAUUGGCCUCUAGACAUCACUAUUUAUUUUAAAGAUGAACAAGUAAACUUGCAAAUUUAAUUUGUUUCCUUUCUCCUCUUAAAGCAUAGGAUAUUUUUUGACCUUCAGGAAACUAUUAGAAAGGAGUGUAUGUAUAUAUGUAUGUGGAUUCUGUAGUUCAGGCAGUGGAAUGUGUUUAUACUGAGUGCAGUAUGAAAUGCAUGCUACACGCUGCAGACAAGAAAAUUACAGCAAAAUGUUAAUUUAUUUAGUUGUUUAAUGUGUCUCAACAAAAUGUGGAACUCACAAAUGUGUUUGUUAUUUUGAAGGGAAAUCUACACCUUAUUUGCUGCCAGGCAAACAGAUAACAUUGCUUUGCUAUUUGAUCCCUUUUAAUUAUCUUUGCUUACAACUGAGUCUCCCAAAAUAUUUAGAUUGCCCAGAUUUCAGUCUUAACUGAAAAUCAAAAUUUUUGGCAUUUGUAUGUAUUUAAAAUCACUAACAUCUGCAAUAUUGUUAAUUCAUUGAAACUUCAAUUUCACAAUUAUAUCAACGGAAUGUUAGAACCUGCAAUAGCGAUAGUUUGAAAAAUAUUCUACUAUUAACUUCAAUAAGUGUGCCUUAUUACAGUUCACCAAUGAUCAAACUAACAACGGAGUGGAAUAAAAAUAUCUUUGGUUGCAGGUUUUUAUUUAUAGUUAUUACAGACUCAUUCCUACCUCUCUCUUCCCCUCAUGCUUAAAACAUUUCAUUUGGUGUCUGUAAUAAGGGAGGGAAGGGAAGAAGAGAAGCGAUGCUACUGUAAUACAUUAAAAAAUAAUUUAAAGGGAUAUCAGUGUACUAGAUAAAGCCAGGAUGAGACUUUAGUAGAUGAUAACCUUUUGAGGGACAUAAAUAAUCAGUAUAGCGUGUGUUCAGCAUGUGUUACUGUUAACUUUCUUUUCAAAAUGUUCUGAAUUAUUUGAAAAUUCCCAUCUGAAUAAAAUAUUUUCACCGUUAA